Molecule: messenger RNA, 1197 nt
Organism: Manihot esculenta (cassava)
Lineage: Eukaryota; Viridiplantae; Streptophyta; Magnoliopsida; Malpighiales; Euphorbiaceae
Exons: 2
Coding region: 425-994 (189 amino acids)
Source: RefSeq, a predicted model, not a curated record
GGUCGAUGAGGGGCUCAUUAAAACAAGGCGUGGCAGCAUCUUUGUGCCUAGAUGGGGCAAGUUACGGGAGGAGGUCAUGAGGUGGUGUCAUGACUUCAUGAUUUGUGGCCGUCCAAGUGUGAGGAAAAUGAUGGCAAUGCUUGGACGAGAAUUCUAUUGGCAUCACAUGGUGACGGAUGUCAAAUGGUUUGUGAGGACUUGUGUGGGGAAUCAUAGAGUGGAUGGUGAUUCUCCAAGGGAGGUAAAUUCUGAGGGACGUUCUCAAUCUGCACCGCAGGAGAGAAGACCAUGGACGUCUAAGGUGCGACUUCGUGGAGACGCGACGAGGGCGUCGCGAGAAUAGCUGGGGGAGAAUGUCACGACUCUUCCCAUGCCUCCCUAAAAUCCAAAUAAUUUUGUGAAGGAAGAAUGGUGGGACAGCCCUAUGGAGUGCCAAGGGGCGACUGGUGGCAGCAGCUGCGGGGCAGGCAGUUGGCUGGCCAACGGGCAGUUGGCAGAUUCGUGGUUGGCCAGCGGGCGUGGUUGGCCAGCGGGCGUGGUUGGCCAGCGGGCGUGGUUGGCCUACGGAUACGGUUGGCCUACGGAGCGUGGUUGGCCUACGGAAGACUGGUUGGCCUACGGAGCGUGGUUGGCCUACGGAAGACUGGUUGGCCUACGGAUCUGUGCCAGGCGAGGUCCAAUUGGCAGAUCGGGCUGGAAGGCGCACGCAGCUUCCAGAAGCAGCUGGGGCGCGCGGGAAGCUGCCAGGAGGUUCUGGUUGGCCAACGAAAAUUCCAGGGGAGUCUGGUUGGCCUACGAAAAUUCCAGAAGGCACCAGAACGGGCCAGUAGCACCCAGAAUUGGCCAGAGACAGCCAGAAUUGCCCAGAAUUGCCCAGAAGCUUCCAGAAACUGGUUGGCCAGCAGAUUCAACCAAGCCAAGUGGGUCCCACAGGCAACUCAGCCACCAUGUCCAGAAUUCUCUACAGGGUGUGAAAUUACCAAAAAGUCCCUGAAACUUCUAGAGAGUAAAUAUUAGCCACAUGUUGGAGAAUGCAUCUCCACCACACAUUAAGGAGGUGGGAUGCCUAUAAAUAGCCACUUAGGGAGUUCAUUUGUACAUAGAGAAGAGAAGAAGUGAGAAAGUGAGAUACCAAAGAGUGUACAAAACCUUGUAAAGCUUUCUUUGAGCAAUACAAAUUUCUUCCUUCCAUCAUCA